GUGCGUCGGGGGCGGUAGACACCGCCAGCGGCGUCAUCACGGCGGAGAGCGCGCCGAGUGUUGCUCAGCGCAGCGCGGGGGACGAGCAGGGACGCCGCCGCGAACUGGUCGGCUUAUUCUUGAAGUCGGAUUGCGCUGCAGCGAGGAAGAAAAAUUGCAAUUCGUGGACGCAUCCUACCGCAGCGUCGAGGAAUGCCUGCGAGGAGAACAAAGCGAAACUGCUUAGUAUAUGCGCGGCUAAUGGGUUUUG
This is a messenger RNA of Closterium sp. Naga37s-1, 250 nucleotides long. The record is from the annotation of a GenBank genome assembly. Lineage: Eukaryota; Viridiplantae; Streptophyta; Zygnematophyceae; Desmidiales; Closteriaceae.